UUCGUUUUCGUUCGUGUUCGUAGCUUGUAGCUUGGCUUGUUCGGGAAUAAAAAUGCGUCCUUGACUUUUGUAGAUAAAUACAUAUAAAAAAGCAAUAGGAUUAACCAUAUUGCUCUAUCAGAAUUUAUUUGAUUAGUAGUAAAGCAGUGCGCAAUCCCUGCCUAUAAAUCACGAAACACAAAAUGGAUAAUCUUAAGCAGUUUAACACAAUGGGAUCAGAGGAUAACUGGAGAACUUCUAACUUUCGGCAAAAUGUUGUAUCUAAAAUAGAGGAGGUGAUCCAGCGUUCUGGGAUGCAGGUGGCUCGUAACAGCAGUGAGAUGGAGAACCAUGUGUACAUGAAGGCAAAGACCCGCGAGGAGUACAUGAAUAUGGUUGCCAAGCUCAUCCUGCAUGUCAGGGAAAUGUCACAACCUAAACAAAACCAAGCUGGAGGAUCUAUGCAAGGAAACAACCAGAACCAACCAGGUCCCAACCCACAGGUCCAGACUCAGCAGGGCCAAGCACCACAGGGACCAAAUAGCCAACCCGGUCUAGCCCCAGAUCCAAUAAACGCUCUACAGAACCUCGCCUCCCAGGGAACUAGGAACCAGAUGAUGAACAUGGGACAGGGACAAAUGCAACAACAAGGUGUAAUGGGUCCUAAUCCAGGGAUGGCCGGACUGCAAGCUCAGAUUGGGCAGCAAGGUCCUAUUGUAUCACAAGGCGGUCCUCAAUCUCAAGCGGCCACUAACCUGCUUCAAACAUUAACUCAAAGACCGCAAUUGAACAUGCAGCAGAUGCAGAACAAGUUAAGCAUGGGAAUGGUACCUAACCAAAAUCAGAUGGGCAACAACAUGGUGUCAAUGGGUGGUAUGGGCAAUCCGAUGGGCAGUCAGUUGCAGAACCAGCUGGCGGGGCCCGGUAUGCAGGGUCAGAUGAUGCCCAACAUGUCCAUGUCCAACAACAUGCAGGUGCCCAUGUCUGGCUCCAGCACCAUGGUGGGUCAGAUGCAGUGCAACCAAGUUGUUGGUGGCAUGGGCGGGCAAAUGGCGCCAAAUGCGAUGCCAGGACAGAUGUCCAGACAAAUGGUGGGCGGCAUGACCAACAACCAGAUGGUGAACAUGAACAUGCUGCACAUGCAGGGGCGGGUGGGCGCCAAAGGUGAGGUGGUGGGCGGCAUGAUGGGCAACGGGUACGCCCCCGCGGGUGCUCCGUCCCACAACCAGUUCCUGCGCCAGAGCCCCUCGCCCUCCGCCUCCUCGCCCAACAUGGGCGGACCUAGUCCAGUCUCAAUGGGUGGCAGCGUGCUGGGCGGUGCUCUGGCGUCACCGAUGUCCUCGCUGGGUGCGAUGGGAGCGUGCAAUGGUGUCGGCAGCCCCUCGCCCUCUGCGCCUGCGCAUCUGCCGCACCAUCCCACACAGCAACAACGCGGUGUGGGUGUGGGAAUGGGCAUGGUGGCAUCGCCAUCGUCGUCGUUGAACACACCUGCGGGCGGUGGGGGUGGUGUGGCGUCUCCUGGUGGGGAGGAGGCCGUGUACCGGGAGAAGGUGCGCCAACUCUCCAAGUACAUCGAGCCACUACGUCGCAUGGUGCAGCGCAUGGUCAACGAGGGCGAGAAUGUGGAGAAAUUGACAAAAAUGAAGAACCUACUUGACAUUCUGUCAAACCCGAACAAGCGGAUGCCGUUGGAGACGCUCAUAAAGUGCGAAGUUGUUCUCGAGAAGUUGGACUUCAAACGUAGCGAGACUGUGUGUGUCAUUCUGCCACCCGCCGGAACUGGCAAGCACGAGCAAAUCUUCAAUCCUCUGUUGGAGGUGAUCAACAAUUGUCUUCUAUCUCCAGUCUCCAAUCACACACUCAAGCGCACAUUUGGUCACACUUUGGAUGCACUCAACGGACCUGAGAUAAAGAAUCUACCUCCACCAUAUAAAAUGCCUAAAGUAGAGGAACCGACUAUGGAAAUACCAGAUGUUUUACAAGGAGAAAUAGCUAGACUCGAUUCUAGAUUUAAGGUGUCUCUGGAGACGAUGCAGCUGUCAGGAGGCAGCGGUGCCAUCGCGCUGGUCGCGCAGCUGGACGACGUGCGACUGCCGUGCGUGCCCGCCGUGCACGUGGCCGUGCCGCGUGACUACCCCGCACACGCGCCCUCACGACUCCGCCCACGUGCGCCACGCCCUGACGCCCACCGCGCCUUCCUCGCCCAGGUCGACCGCAACAUGGACGCACGAUGCGCGAGAUUACCAAAGAGCUGUUCAGUGGGACAGCUGCUGGAUGCGUGGGAGAUGAGCGUGCGGCAGGCGUGCGCGCCCAGCCCCGUCGCCUACACGCCAGUGCCCGCACUCGGACUGUGAGCAUUCUGCACCCAGAUGCAUCGCCUACAAUGGCGAACUAUCGGCAUUCUACGCCUAGCUCCGU
This is a messenger RNA of Papilio machaon (common yellow swallowtail), 2397 nucleotides long. RefSeq names its product mediator of RNA polymerase II transcription subunit 15 (gene MED15). Gene Ontology annotation, biological process: regulation of DNA-templated transcription. The transcript has 11 exons. Bases 183 to 2333 code for a protein of 716 amino acids. The record is from RefSeq and is a predicted model, not a curated record. Lineage: Eukaryota; Metazoa; Arthropoda; Insecta; Lepidoptera; Papilionidae. Gene Ontology annotation, molecular function: transcription coregulator activity.